Linum tenue is the source of this 126-nucleotide messenger RNA. The record is from the annotation of a GenBank genome assembly. NCBI's taxonomy places the organism in Eukaryota, Viridiplantae, Streptophyta, Magnoliopsida, Malpighiales, Linaceae.
AUGCCCUGGAGCUCGUCUCUGUUCCCGACGGGCUUAUCUCCGACGAAGCGUCCCCGGUCCCCGGAAGUACCGGUGUUGCUUUCAAGGGUUUGUCCAAAUUCGCGUUUCAGGUUUCUUACAGGCUGA